Molecule: messenger RNA, 1832 nt
Organism: Doryrhamphus excisus (bluestripe pipefish)
Lineage: Eukaryota; Metazoa; Chordata; Actinopteri; Syngnathiformes; Syngnathidae
Product: dynein regulatory complex subunit 4-like
Biological process (GO): flagellated sperm motility
Cellular component (GO): microtubule; Golgi apparatus; motile cilium
Molecular function (GO): small GTPase binding; microtubule binding
Source: RefSeq, a predicted model, not a curated record
AUCUUUUUUUUGUUCAGGUAAGUUAAAAUAAUUAAAAAAAAGUAAAAACUAUUAAAACUGGAGGGCGCCUGAAGAUAAGGUAGCUUCAUGAUGAAAAUGUGUAAUAAUAUGUGGUAUAAUUUCACCACAAUGAGACAGUCGGAGAACACCUGAGGUUUAAAUAAAGUUCGUUUUGAAGCCCGCCUGUCACGUGAUGUCACGAAGUUGUCAUGACAGCGUUUUCGUGUUUACAUACCGUUGAAGUUAUCUGCGUUUGCUUCGUCGUGACUGACAUUUUAAGAGGCGUAUGACGAUGCCACCCAAGACUAAAAGCGUGUCAAGAAAAAAGAAAGUCGGGAAGGGAAAGACUUCCGCAGUUGUGGAUGUACUUUCGACGCAAGAAAUGUCCAAAGAGCAGCUGGAGGAGCACAUCAUCCGGCUGCGAGAGGAACUGGACAGGGAGAGGGAGGAGAGGAGCUUCUUCCAGCUGGAGAGGGACAAGAUCCAAAGUUUCUGGGAAGUGUGCAAGCGGAACCUGGAUGAAACUAAAGCCGAACUGAGAAACCGAAGCCGGGAGCAGGAAGAGGCUGAGGAGCGACACCGUGUGGAGAUAACUGUGUACAAGCAGAAGCUGAAGCACGUCCUGUCUGAGCAGCAUUCCGCGGAAGUGGAGAUGAAGAUGGACGGCGGGGCGUCGGCGUGGCUGACACGCAAGCGUCACACGGAGGCCGAGCUGAAUCUGCGCACACAAAGCCAGAAUGUGCAGACGGAUGCUCGGGAGAAGCAGCGGAACUCCAACAAAAACAUCCAGGAACUCAAACUGAAACAUCAAGUGGAACUAAUGGAGCUCAGCAACAACUACAACAGGAGGCUCACAGAAGCAGAAGUGAAGCACCACAGAAAGAUGGAGCAGAUGAGGCAGGCGGAGAGCGACAGGACACAAGCGGCCAUCAGCCAGCUGGAGGACAACAUGAGUCAACGCCUGAAGGUUCUGAUGGACCAACACAACAGGAACUUCAGAGGAGCCGAGGAGUUCUACUCGGCCACGCAGAGCAAACUGCUUGCUGACCACAAGGUUCUGCAGGAGGACCUGGCAAAAGCGAAGAAGCAGCAGGUCAGAGUGGACCGCAAGCUUUCUGAAGCUCAGGAGCAGAACAAACAUCUGCAGGAGUCCCUGCAGGAGGCCCAACAGAAGCUUCCAGAGCUCCGAGAGCAACUGGAGGGACACAAGCAGGCCUGGUCCGAACAAGUGGCCUGCGCUUCCCGAGUGAAGCGUUUGGAGCAGCAGUUGUCAGACAUCAACUUGGAACGAGACAUGCUCCUGCAGGCCUUCACACAGGUGGAGGAGGAGCGUGACGCGCUCCUCAAGAAGCAAACAGAGGUUCUUCUGGACGUGCAGCAGAGGAGCGGCCUCAAGGAGAUGCUUUUGGAUCGGAAGCUGGCGCUUCUGACGGAUUCUGUCGACAAGAAGGAGGCCCAGCUCCUGGCCGCGCUCUCCAACGCCAACAUCGACCCCACGGCCACUGCAGCCGCCAACAUGCGACUUGAGGAGGUACUCAGAGCCAAAAGAGCCACCAUCAAGAACCUUCAGGAAGACCUGGACCACCAGUGUCAGGAGUACAACAAGAUGCUUCAGAGAUGUCGAGAGCAACUUGAGACGUUGAGCGUUCCGUCGUAUGACUUCCCUCUCAGACCUGCUGAGCUGAUCCUGAGUGGGCAGAACCAACCAGAACCCGCCCACUGAUCGCCAUCACCGUAUGGACUGAACCCAGAAUGCGAGACAGGGGUGCAGCCAUCUUGGUUCCCCCCUUUUUGUUGUUUAAUAACAUUUUUUUAAUAAUUAUUUUACCAGG